AUGUCUUUCCAACAGCAGCAGUGCAAGCAGUCCUGCCAGCCUCCACCUGUUUGCCUACCACCGAAGUGCCCUGAGCCCUGUCCUCCCCCAAAGUGCCCAGAGCCUUGUCUUCCUCCAAUGUGCCCAGAGCCUUGUCUUCCUCCAAUGUGCCCAGAGCCCUGUCCUGAGCCAUGUCCUCCUCCAUCAUACCAGCAGAAAUGCCCUCCUGUGCAACCUCCUCCACCCUGCCAGCAGAAGUGCCCACCCAAGAGCAAGUGA
Messenger RNA from Apodemus sylvaticus (European woodmouse), 258 nucleotides. Its product is annotated as small proline-rich protein 2D-like. The record is from RefSeq and is a predicted model, not a curated record. NCBI's taxonomy places the organism in Eukaryota, Metazoa, Chordata, Mammalia, Rodentia, Muridae. The transcript has a single exon. Bases 1 to 258 code for a protein of 85 amino acids. Gene Ontology annotation, cellular component: cornified envelope.